Saprolegnia diclina VS20 is the source of this 1693-nucleotide messenger RNA. RefSeq lists its product as hypothetical. The transcript is spliced from 2 exons. Bases 72 to 1046 code for a protein of 324 amino acids. NCBI's taxonomy places the organism in Eukaryota, Oomycota, Saprolegniomycetes, Saprolegniales, Saprolegniaceae. The record is from RefSeq and is a predicted model, not a curated record.
UGCGACCAAAGCCCGAUUCCGAAACUUGGAUCGAGCAUGGGAUUCCGCGAUCUCGCCUGUAGCGCGCAAGCAUGGACGGCUACAAGUACCUGCUCGCCAAGAUGAAGGCGAGCCGCGGCAACCAAAGCCGGCUAGGCAGCUUCGCCUCCGUCGGCUGCGCGUCCUACGACUUCCACGGCGACGACGCGGUCGGCUACGGGCCCAACUACAUGGUGGUCGCAGACGGCGUCUCGGGCACGCAGAAGGCCUCGGGCGUCCUCGCCCGCCUGCUCGUCGCCGAGACGUUGAAUGGUCUCGAGAAGCUCCGCCGGCGAGCGCUCGAGGAGCCUAUCAAGACGACGGACUUUCGGAACCAAAUGGCGCUGGCGAUCCAGGAAGCUCGCCACAUGACGCGGCGCAAAGGUCGGUUCGACUCGGCGCUCACGGCCGUGUACCUCGACGCAUCCACGAGCCAGCUCUUCGUCUUCAACAUUGGCGACUGCAAGUGCGUGCUUGUCCGGAACGGCGCUGUCGUCUUUGAAAGCGACGCGAUCAUCUACGAUUUCAACGUGCCGGCCGUCGUCUCGACGCACAACGACAUCCAUUACCCGAGCGAGUCGGUCGAGCUGCAGGUCGCGACCUACAUGCCGGGCGACAUUUGCAUGGUCUUCUCAGACGGCGUCCACGACAACUUGUACGUCGACCAAGUCCUCCGCGCGAUUGCCGCCCACCCCGCGCAUGGCACCGACAUUGCGCGAGCAACGGUCCGUGCAUGCCGAGAUACGUUCGCCGGCAGCACCGACUUUAUCCCGUUUGCUGUUGCGGCUGCCGGCUUUUGCGCGACGGCCAUGGAGGAGAUGAAGACGAACGACGCCAUCUCGGCCGAGGACUUUGACGCGUUUGAGAAGAAGUGCGCGGGUCUCCCGGGCCUGGACCGGCCGAUCUUUGGGAAAGAAAAACGCGUCAAGAACCUCGCCUUCUACUCGGCAUCGAACCUGCUCACGUUUGCGGGCAAGAAGCUCGGGAAGAAGGACGACAUCUCCGUGUGCUGUGGCAUCAUCGCCUAACCCUCCCGGUCGUUUCGCAGUUAGUUUUCUUCCUUGUCCCCAUGUCCGUACUAGUAUACUACCACAAAUAGUCCUAAGUAUAUAUUAAGCUAAAAUAUUUCCUUGCUACUCGAUGUCGCAUGCAGAACUUGGGCUGUUGACGCGACGUCCAAGCUUCUCGUGCAGCUCGCUUCUUCCGUCGAGACGGCUCGGUGUGUCGCUACCAAGCCACGCCAGCCUCUGGGGCUCCUCAAGGACGAGCGAUUGUCAAGCCUACCCUCCAACCCUCCAGCACUUGCGGGAUCAGAGGGCUGUGUGCAACGAGUACUAUAUGGUCAGACGUGCGCGCGUGCAGCGCCACGUCAUUUGAAGUUUCUCGGCCAAGAAAAUCCUCCUUCCGCGUCUCGCGAAGGGUUCCUACCAUGCAGGACGCGUCAGCUAGAUGUCGGCAGCCGCGCUGGGAUAAGGACCAGGUGGGAUCCUCCCCGUCGGUGGUCCCACUCUGACCACCCAAUGGAGGUGCGAGCGUCCACCGCGCAGAGCUGCGGAGCGAGGUGCUGAGCGGCAGCGAAGACAUGAAACGCUAAGCGACGCGAUUUGAGUCGGUCGCCGAGUGGGAUCGCUCGCAUGACAAGCGUCGCAUUAAUAAAACCGGAAUUUUGCGGCGA